ACUAUACCCCUGAAAUUAAUUAGCAACAUCGACACCGCAUCAUACUUAUCUCGUUAACGCGCACACACACAGACUGCAUAUCUACAUUACAGUUAUAGAUCCCGGAAGCUAAGCCAACAAAUCGUUGAUUUCGUAACUCAUGUGUGCAUGCAUGGUCAUGUGUGAUGACGCGACGUCAAGGUUGGUUCUAUUCUCAUGUUUUUAAUACAUCUUCUUGUCAUUUACAUGGAGACGUUGCCUUUGUAAAAGUUUACACUACAUACAUGCAGUGCAUCUAGUCAUCAGUAUUAAUGGACGAACCCAAAGACGUCUCAAUUUAAAAUUGACACCUACAAGACAGCAUGUGCCGUCGAGUGUAGCGAGUGGUAAAAACACAAGUCAUUAAUCUGUAAACGGAUCAUGUAGCCCUGCUUCUGGUACGCGGAGGAUUACAUGUAAUUGCGCACAAAAUCAGUGCAUGCAUGGACUGACAACGAGCGGUGUCGUCUUUCCUGAUCCGAGUCGUCCGGUAACGUCCCCCACGGCAGGUUGCAUUGAGAUGUCAUCCUCACCCACUCGUCAUCAAUUAUUCAUCAUCGCUCCGUCUCGGGUUUAAAACAGUGUCGGAGUAUACAGGAGGAGCGCAUCCCGGCGGGGGAGAGUUUACGCAAGGCUUGCCGAGGAGGACGGUGCUUGGACGCUCCGCUGCAUCCAUAAUUGAGGAGAGGGGAGUCCACCGACGCACAGCUGUGCGGCGCUUCGACAAACAGUCAUUUCACGCUCACAGGAGCAGGUAAAACAAAUCGCUCUCCAAACACACACGCACAGUCGCACAGAGACAUGCGCAGUGUCUCUGGUUGUUUCGAUCUGGUACACUGCUACCCAUCUAUGCAGGAGGUUUGAUUUGAUUUUCGACUUGGGGAAACAUUCAAUGGCAACAACUCUCUCUCUCUCCCUCCCUCUCUCACUCUCGCUCUCCCUGGCUUUAUUACAUUUCCCCAAGAGAGAGAAUAUACCCGUGGUAGAACAUGCAUCAUAUUCCAUUUUGAUUUGAUACAAUAAAGAACUUGCCUGGAUCCUUGCACGAGAUAUCAAUACUCACAGCCAUUCAUCAUACUGUGGAUUGUGAUCAGUCUUGCUGGUAUUCUUCUAGGACACCAGAGAGAUUUCAAACAUAUGGUCGUAACCAAACGGUUAUAUAUAUCUCUCCAGGAUUUAACAAAUUGAUUUCAUUCUAGCUGGCUGCUUGCCGGUGAACAUCAUCAUGGCUUUUCUUCAGAUGAUUCUCCCAUUUCUAUUAUGUACCUUCCUCAUCCCAGCGUAUCUCACCGAAGAAUCGUCGGCGCAAAAAUGGAACUACUGCGUCGUUGGGGCGGGUCCCUCCGGCUUGCAGAUGGGGUUCUUCUUGGAGAGGGCGGGGCGCAAUUAUGUCAUUUUUGAGAAGGCAAACAUGAGCGGGUCAUUUUUCAACACCUACCCCCGCCAUCGGAAGCUGAUCAGCAUCAACAAGAGACACACAGGAAAGACGAACAAAGAGUUCAAUAUGAGACAUGACUGGAAUUCUCUUCUCAGUGACGAUGAAAGUUUACUCAUGAAGCACUACUCCAAGGAGUUCUUCCCUGAUGCAGACACCUACGUCAAGUACCUGAAUGAUUACACAACCAAACUUGGCCUCAAUGUCCAGUAUAACACCGAGAUCUCGGAUAUAGCACGACACGAACCGCCCAACCUGAGUGGGCAGUACUUCACUAUGCAAGACCAACAUGGCAACGGCUACCAGUGCAGAGUCAUGGUCAUUAGUACAGGGAUGCACAAACCCAACAUUCCCACCUUCCAGGGCCAGGAGUACACGGAAGGCUACGAGGACAUGUCCCUGGACCGCGAUGACUUUGAGGGAAAGAGCGUCCUCAUCCUCGGGCGGGGCAACUCCGCCUUUGAGACGGCAGACCACAUCAUCGGCUCGACCAAUGUCAUCCACGUCAUGGGGAGAUCAAGGGUCAAAAUGGCGUGGGAGACGCACUAUGUGGGUGAUCUGAGAGCUAUCAACAAUGGGUUACUGGACACCUAUCAGCUCAAGUCUCUGGACGGUCUGUUAGAGGCGGACAUGGUGGAACUCUCCCUGGUCAAGCGGUCAGAUGGCCGCCUUCAGCUUAUCCCCCAGGAUGGGGAUCUCACGAUUGCAGACAAGCUUGUGAUCGAUAACUUUGCGUUACGACACCCUUAUGACAAAGUGAUCCGGUGCCUUGGUUUUACUUUUGAUUUCUCAAUAUUUGAAAAUUCUACAGCACCCCAACCAGGGUCGAAGAAACGGACCAAGAAGUACCCGUUCGUAAAGGCCAAUUACGAGGCUGCAGGGAUCAGAGGGAUGUUCUUUGCAGGAACCAACACUCAUUCUAUCGACUUCAAGAAGUCAGCCGGAGGGUUCAUCCACGGAUUUCGAUAUACAACCCGAGUGUUACAUCAUCUGCUGGAGUGGCGAUACCACAGCGUCCCCUGGCCCUCAAUAAGACUGCCGAUGAUGGAGCUCUUAGAUCGCGUGGUCAGACGAUUAAACGAGGCGUCGGGGCUCUAUCAGAUGUUCUAUGUCUUGUCUGAUGUCAUACUGCUUCAUAAGGAUACCAUGGAGUUUGAAUAUCUGGAGGAAUUCCCAACUCUUAUGUUGCCAUGGUUACAAAAAGCAUCGGGUCACAACCAUACAGAAGUACUGGUGCUGAUCAUGGAGUAUGGCAAAAACUUUUCAGGCGCUGGCAAGGACGUCUUCAGAUCCGACAGGGCGGUGGGAGAGCCGGAAGAUGCCCACCUCUCCAACUUCCUUCAUCCGGUCAUCUACCACUACAAGACCAUCCCGACCCUGGAAGAGAUGAACGGCCGGUCAAAACACGAGACCAUCCCCAAACCGGAUUCCAUCCAUCAUUUCGUUGAGGACUUCCUGACCGACUGGACGGCGCCUACAAGCCACAUCCUGGUAUUCCGUCGUUUCCUGGAGAGCGUGAUGGGGACGGACAUGCGCUACUUCUUUGACCAGCAGUGUUUCCAGCUGGCCCUGACCCACACCGAGCUACCGCUGUCCUGCCAGCACUACUGGGAGAACGGUCAAGGGCUGCCCGCUACUCAGACCAUGCUGGACAGCACGGCCCACAUGACGUGGUUCUGAGUGGACACAAAGACAUGGGCCCCGUUUCGCAAAACUUGUCAUCAGUGGCAAACGACAGUCUGUGUUAUAAGCUACUGAAAUCCUUGCUUCUGAUUGGUUAUCAGCAGAUCU
Strongylocentrotus purpuratus (purple sea urchin) is the source of this 3244-nucleotide messenger RNA. Its product is annotated as FAD-dependent oxidoreductase domain-containing protein 2-like. The record is from RefSeq and is a predicted model, not a curated record. The transcript has 10 exons. Lineage: Eukaryota; Metazoa; Echinodermata; Echinoidea; Camarodonta; Strongylocentrotidae. Gene Ontology annotation, molecular function: monooxygenase activity; flavin adenine dinucleotide binding. The coding region runs from base 1244 to 3133 and encodes 629 amino acids.